This is a messenger RNA of Lodderomyces margitis, 1695 nucleotides long. RefSeq names its product phosphoprotein phosphatase (gene CDC14). Gene Ontology annotation, cellular component: mitotic spindle pole body; mitotic spindle midzone; spindle pole. NCBI's taxonomy places the organism in Eukaryota, Fungi, Ascomycota, Pichiomycetes, Serinales, Debaryomycetaceae. The record is from RefSeq and is a predicted model, not a curated record. Gene Ontology annotation, molecular function: protein tyrosine/serine/threonine phosphatase activity; protein serine/threonine phosphatase activity. Gene Ontology annotation, biological process: positive regulation of cytokinesis; protein dephosphorylation; regulation of exit from mitosis. The transcript has 2 exons. The coding region runs from base 1 to 1695 and encodes 564 amino acids.
AUGGGGAGAAAUAAGACAAACAUACCACUCAUAGAGUAUUUGAAAAAUCGAAUCUAUCUUGGAGCAUAUGACUACACUCCCUCAGAUACAGAAGCUGUAGUAUACUUUACCAUCGAAGAUACAUUACCUUACAAUGCAUUCCAUUUGGACUUUGGUCCAUUGAAUAUAAGCAAUCUCUACCGUUUUGCUGUUGUUUUGCACAAUAUUUUAAAUGACGAUGACAAUCAAGGCAAAGCAGUAGUGUUUUACAGUUCCACCUGUCCUAAGCAAAGAGCAAAUGCAGCAUGUAUUUUAUGUUGUUACAUGGUCUUGAUCCAAUCAUGGGCUCCUCAUCAAGUAUUACAACCAAUAGCUCAGUUUGAAGUCCCAUUUGCCAGUUUUAGAGACGCUGGCUACUCAAAUGCAGAUUUUGAAAUAACUAUCCAGGACGUAGUAUAUGGAAUGUGGAGAGCCAAAGAACGAGGAAUGAUUGAUUUGACUACGUUCAAUCUUGAAGAAUACGAACAAUACGAGAGAGUUGACCAGGGUGAUUUUAAUGUCAUUUCAAAAGACUUUAUUGCAUUUGCUUCUCCCCAGCACAAGAAGCAUGCUUCACUUAAUGAACCAUUCAAGAAGGUGUUGCAUUACUUUACUGAAAAUAAUGUUCAAUUAGUUGUCAGGUUAAAUUCACACCUUUACGAUGCCAAAGAGUUUACAAAGAGAAACAUACAGCAUAUUGAUAUGAUAUUCGAUGAUGGAACUUGUCCCACUCUUGAAUAUGUGCAGAAAUUCAUUGGCGCUGCAGAGUGCAUUAUAAAUAAAGGAGGAAAAAUUGCCGUGCAUUGUAAAGCUGGCCUAGGACGUACCGGAUGUUUAAUUGGAGCUCAUUUAAUUUAUACCCAUGGAUUCACCGCUAAUGAGUGCAUUGCAUAUAUGAGGAUGUUAAGACCAGGUAUGGUUGUUGGUCCUCAACAACAUUGGUUGUACCUUAAUCAAAACUAUUUUAGAGAGUGGAGACACACAAUGGUGUUGGACAAUAGACCAGAUGCACUUAUUGGUAACUUGUUCCCGUUGUGUUCCUAUGACGAUUUCAAAAAGCGCAUGAAGGAAGCUAAAAAGGAAGCUCAAGCUCAAGCUCAAGCCCAAGCUCAAGCCGCAGAGCAAAACAAUCAAUUACCACAACUCAAUUCUUCGUUUGUUGCCGACUCGUCCUUCUCGGCCACUCCUAUUAGAAGACGUAAGAUUAGUGGUGCCCUUGCAUCAAAAAUUCAAACAGCUGUACCUGCAAAUGCUCCUGGACAACCAAGAAAAUACAUUCAAGAGCCAGAGGAAGAGGAAGAAGAGAAUCCAAGCAUCGACAUGAUUAAUAAUUCAGAUGAUGAAAAUGUAAUGCAAGAUGUAAUCAAAAGCUCACCGACACAAACACCGCAGAAUAAAAAUUCAGAAUGGAGAGUGUUGCGGUCCAUAUCAGCCAACUCUUCUCACCAACAACCGGUACUGUUGACCAAGACAACCACCACCACCACAACUAGAACAGUAAGCACAACAUUAUCUUCGUCAUCACCAGGUGCAUCUCCAAGUAACAACAACAAUGGCAGUUUGCGAAUGACGAAAUCUAGAGCAUCGAGACCACGAGUGAGCCUGGGCGGUAUGUCUAACCAGCCAACGAGAGUGCAUUCGGGAGGGAUAAGAAAAACAAGUGGGAAAAAGUAUUAG